AUGAAGGAGGAGGAAGAUGUCGCUGAAAUCAAGAGAGCAAUGGCGACAGGAAACAGCUCCGGCAAGGAUAGCUCGAGUACUAUCUCUUCAGUUCCGCCUAUUGUGUGCUACUGCCUAGCUUCCAUUCUGAUGACGGUUGUGAACAAGUUUGUGGUCUCCGGAAAGCAAUUCAAUAUGAACUUCCUUCUUCUCGGCAUUCAAUCCGCCGUCUCUGUGAUGUGUGUCGCAAUCGUGAAACGUCUCGGGCUCAUUUCUUUCCGCGACUUCGACAAACGCGACGCGAAAACGUGGUUUCCUAUCAGUUUUCUGCUUGUAACCGUUAUUUAUACGGGGUCAAAGAGCUUGCAAUAUCUCAGUAUACCUGUGUACACUAUCUUCAAAAACCUUACCAUCAUUCUCAUCGCUUAUGGCGAAGUAAUCUGGUUUGGAGGGCGCGUUACGGGACUAACCCUGAUCUCUUUCAUCUUCAUGGUGCUCUCUUCAGUCAUCGCAGCAUGGGCAGACAUUAGCGAAGCCCUCACAGCGGGAGACCCGGCCGUAGUAGAAGGGCUGGGGGCACUGGCUAUGAUGAAAGGCGUUGUGACCAACAUGAAUGUUGGUUACUUCUGGAUGUUCGUAAACUGUCUGACCAGUGCAACUUACGUCCUCUCGAUGCGCAAGCGUAUCAAGGUGACUGGCUUCUCAGACUGGGACACCAUGUUCUACAAUAAUCUGCUGUCCAUCCCUGUUCUGGCCUUCUUCAGCAUCGUCGCGGAGAACUGGGGCUCGGAGAACUUGCACCGCAACUUCCCCGAGGAAACACGGAACUUCUUGCUAUUUGCUAUUGCAUUCUCGGGUGCGGCAGCUGUCGGCAUCUCAUACACUACGGCAUGGUGUAUCCGCGCGACGAGCAGCACAACUUACAGUAUGGUUGGUGCGUUGAACAAGCUCCCAGUCGCAGCAUCUGGUAUGCUGUUCUUCGGUGACGCAGUCACCGUUGGCUCCGUGUCCGCAGUAAGCGUUGGCUUCGGCGCCGGACUCGUAUAUGCGGUAGCGAAGAGCAAUCAGAAGAAGGCAGACAGCAGCGUGAUGCAAGGAGUUAUUCCCAUGACGAGGAAGUAA
Messenger RNA from Postia placenta MAD-698-R-SB12, 1101 nucleotides. RefSeq lists its product as hypothetical. Lineage: Eukaryota; Fungi; Basidiomycota; Agaricomycetes; Polyporales; Adustoporiaceae. Gene Ontology annotation, molecular function: antiporter activity; GDP-mannose transmembrane transporter activity. The transcript has 9 exons. Gene Ontology annotation, biological process: transmembrane transport. The record is from RefSeq and is a predicted model, not a curated record. Bases 1 to 1101 code for a protein of 366 amino acids. Gene Ontology annotation, cellular component: Golgi apparatus.